UUCCGCUCACUUUCUAAGAUGUCAGCCCACAUAUGUAAACAUGCGACGAAUCCUGGCAGCUAAUCGCGAUCCAGCUAAACGGCUCCGUGACACGUGUUGAUCUCACGGUGACUUUUUCUUCUGAAUAGUUUAAUAUUACGCUCCAGUGUUGGAGUGUGAGCAGAUAAAACCGCAGUUUGUGAGUUAUUACCGAGCCGGGGAGGCUAACUCUAUCGUGCUAACGUUAGCUAGCAGCAGAGAGCCAUGCCUGCUCCUCAGACCAUAUUCGUCGCCUCUCUUCCAGCCUCGGCUUCGAACCAGCGUCUUGAAGAAAUCUUCUCAGAGGUCGGUCCGGUGAAGCAGUGCUUCGUGGUCAGAGAGAAAGGUACAGAAACAUGUCGGGGCUUUGGCUAUGUCACAUACGCAAUGGAGGAGGAUUCCCAGCAAGCUAUGAAAACAAUAAAAGACUACGACGGACAGAGGAUCUCUCUUUCUGUGGCCAAGCAGAAAAUAAAAGAUAAAAAGAAAACAGCUAAACCACCAGCUAAAGAACCAGCUGAAGUACCAGGUAAAGAACCAGGUAAAGAACCAGCCAAAGUACCAGCUAAAGUACCAGUUAAAGUACCAGCUAAACCACCAGCUAAAGUACCAGUUAAAGUACCAGCUAAAGUAUCAGUUAAAGUACCAGCUAAAGUACCAACUGAAGUACCAGCUAAAGCUCCGGCUCCUAAAGUGAACGAGGAGGGAUCUAAAGGCAUCAGGAAGAAACUACUGAAAGCAAAGCUCAUCAUCAGGAACCUCAGUUUCAAGUGUUCAGAAGAUGACCUGAAGCAGGUGUUUUCCAAGUUCGGAACAGUUCUUGAGUCCAAAAUUCCCCUGAAACCUGAUGGGAAGAUGCGAGGAUUUGCGUUCGUCUUGUUUAAAAACGUGUCUCAGGCAGCAAAAGCUCUUCAGAGCAUGAACCUGAAGGAGAUAAAAGGGAGGCAGGUAGCAGUUGACUGGGCUAUACCUAAGGACAAAUACCUUGCGACACAGCAAUCCACCAGUGCAGGAAAUAAAACUACAGAGGCAGCAACUGUAAAACAGUCGGACCCAGAAAGUGAACCCGAAGAUGAAGAGGAGGAGGAGGAGGAGGAGGAAACGAAACCAGCUCCACCAUCAAAGAAAAAAGUCGCCUCUAAACCAGCUGUGCAGCAGGUAGAGGAAUCCCAAUCAGAGGAUGAGGAGGAUGAGGAGGAUGAUGAGGAUGAUGAGGAACAAGAUAGUGAAGAGGAGGAGGAGGAGGACGAUGAUAAUGAUGAUGAUGAUAAUGAGGACGAUGAUGAUGAGGAACACGAUAGUGAAGAGGAGGACGAUGAUGACGAUGAUGAUGAUGAUGAUGAAGAAGAGAAAUCAGCUAAAAAGAAAGCACAAAAUAAACUUCUCCCAUCUGAUGUUAAAGAGGGCAGAACAAUUUUCAUCAGGAACCUGUCCUUUGACACAGAGGAAGAAGGUCUUGAGGAAGUUCUCCUGAAGUACGGAGAACUUAACUACAUCAAGAUAGUUCUCCACCCAGACACCGACCAUUCCAAAGGUUGUGCAUUUGCUCAGUUUAAGACUAAAGAUUGUGCAGACAAGUGCAUAGCUGCAUCAGAAGACCAGGCCGAGAAUGGCGGUGUGCGUGUGGACGGCAGAAAGCUGUUGAUUGUGGCAGCAGUGACCAGAGAGGAUGCUUCCAAACUGAAGGUCGAUAAAGUUAAAGUAGAAUCAGGCACCAGGAACCUGUACCUGGCCAGAGAGGGAUUGAUCAGAGCUGGAACCAAGGCUGCAGAGGGUGUACCUGAAGCAGACAUGAUCAAAAGAACCAGAUUUGAAGAAAUAAAGAGGACCAAGCUUCGGGACAUUAGUGUGUUUGUAUCGAAGAAUCGUCUGUGUGUCCAUAACCUGCCCAAGUCGGUCGACAAUAAAAAACUCAGAGAGCUCUGCCUUGAAGCCAUAAAGGGUGGGAAGGGAGUGCGCAUCCCAGAGUGUCGGGUGAUGUAUGAUAAGAAGCCAGAGAAGGGUAAGGUGAUGGGACAGUCGUUAGGUUACGGCUUUGUCCAGUUCCAGGACCAUGAAAAUGCUCUCAAAACACUUCGUUACCUCAACAACAACCCUGAUAUCUUUGGGUCUCACAAGAGACCUGUUGUUGAGUUCUCCCUGGAGGAUUCAAGGAAACUUAAAAUGAAGGAAUUGCGACAACAAAAGAACAAGCAGUUUACCCAAAAUCGUCCCUAUCAAGGAGGAGCUAAACCUCAGGCAGCCAGUGGUGGACAAGGCCCGAGGGAAGGAGGAAGUAAACCACAGUCGUCAUCAGUGCUGGGAGGAAAGGAGAGCGCUCCACCUCAAAACCAGAAGAAAGACAAACUCUUCUCCGGCUUCCAGACCAAACCUGAGGUUGAACACAUUUCUCUGGAGAAUGGAAAGAAACGAAAGAAAGUUCUGAAUUUACCUUCUCAUCGGGGACCUAAGAUCAGAAUGCGUGAUAAAGGAAAGCAGCAAGUCCCACCACCCAAGAAAGCGAAACCUGGAUCCACCAGAAAAGAGCCUCAAAGACGACAAAUGGAAAAGCCCAUGCAGUCCAGAAGCCAGAUUAAAGCAGCUAAGCAGCCGUUCAAGAGGGACGGGGACCGCUUCGACAGCCUGGUGGAGCAGUACAAGAAGAAGCUGAUGGGCAACAGUGACAAGAGCAGCAACGUCAAAAGAAACAAGUGGUUUAAUAGCUAAUUAUGUGUGUGUGAGUGUGUGUGUGUGAGUGAGUGAGAGAGAAAUGCCCUUGACUCUUAGAAGUUACUUUUUUAAUCUACAUUUGACAUCUUGAGGUUUUAAAGUAAAUGCGAUGGUUCUUCAUACAUUCGUUUUGUGUCGGAUCGACCAGUUUCUCAUAUGUUAAACUGAACCGUCACUUAACUUCAGUCACCCUGCUCCUGCGUGUCUGUAAUACAAGUUCAUGUUGUUGGUUUUUUUCCGCUGAAUCAGACUGAAUUAUACAAAAAAUGGCGUUUCUCUUUGUCUACAUGUGUUUUUAAGAAAAUGUACAAAACCACCUGAAUGUGUGUUUUAUUGUUUAUCUUUUUUUGCAUUAAAUCCAGAUUUGUUGCAGGAUGA
Hippoglossus stenolepis (Pacific halibut) is the source of this 3105-nucleotide messenger RNA. RefSeq names its product RNA binding motif protein 28 (gene rbm28). NCBI's taxonomy places the organism in Eukaryota, Metazoa, Chordata, Actinopteri, Pleuronectiformes, Pleuronectidae. The record is from RefSeq and is a predicted model, not a curated record. The transcript is spliced from 20 exons. Gene Ontology annotation, molecular function: RNA binding. Bases 244 to 2724 code for a protein of 826 amino acids.